Messenger RNA from Aethina tumida (small hive beetle), 8223 nucleotides. RefSeq names its product RNA-binding protein Pasilla (gene pasilla). Gene Ontology annotation, biological process: mRNA splicing, via spliceosome; regulation of alternative mRNA splicing, via spliceosome. The transcript has 11 exons. The record is from RefSeq and is a predicted model, not a curated record. Gene Ontology annotation, cellular component: cytoplasm; nucleus. Gene Ontology annotation, molecular function: mRNA binding. Lineage: Eukaryota; Metazoa; Arthropoda; Insecta; Coleoptera; Nitidulidae. The coding region runs from base 1348 to 2985 and encodes 545 amino acids.
GCAUAUUUAUUUGACACGUUUUUUGUCAUCGAAUAUGUCACUGAAGUUUCAUUGCAAUCAAUCAAUCACUCAGUCUUCGUGAAUUGUUUGUCAAAUUUUCAAAUUCUCCGUUUGUGGCCACGCAUCUUCAUUCACCGUCCUUUCGACUACCACCAAUCCGAUAUGCUGGACAGAUUAUUGUUAUCUGAAUUUUUUGGUAACUAAUUUGUCCUGGAUAAACUAUAUGUAAAAUAAUUCAUCUUAUUAUUCCGGCUCAUUGAAUAAUAUCAUCCAUCUAAAAUAAAGAAAACAACAGCACAUUUAAAAUCGAAAAACAAUUUCUAGACGCAAUCAUUACGAAUCAGUGCCACGUUGGGCGCCCAAGUCCAGAAAUCGUUCGUUCGUUCCCGCAACUCAAAAUCAAAAGUGCAGCCCCGCAAUUCGAAAUUAAGUGUUAGAAGAGGUCAUCGAGAAUUCGAUCCAGUCAAAAAAAGAAGAAAAAAAAUUCAUCGUUGGGCGCCAACAUUCGAUUACUGAAACGUUGGGCGCCAACAUACGACUACUGAAACGUUGGGCGCCAACAUACGACUACUGAAACGUUGGGCGCCAACAUACGACUACUGAAACGUUGGGCGCCAACAUACGACUACUAAAACGUUGGGCGCCAACAUCCGACUACUAAAACGUUGGGCGCCAUUGUACGACUAUUAAAACGUUGGGAGUCACCAUCCCAAAACAAUCGCCGAAAUCAAACGUGGGGUGUCGUAAUCGAACUUCGAGCCGUACAAUCAGAAAUCGAGAACGUUCAACAGCCAUAAUUCGAGAUCGGACAUCGCAUAACCGUAAUCAACAACAAUCAACCGGUGGUGGAUCGUUUCGUAAACCGAAAACAGCAAAACAACCGUCAACCGGAGUGUCGGAGAGUUGCGAGGCCGAGUUUGGCGCGCGUAAAUCGGCUAAUCGGCUCCGUCGAGGACACACAUGCACUUGCGACUCCGGGACCUGGUGAUCGAGAGAGUCAGUCCGCCACUUCUCAGCUAACGUGUCGGUCGUUACAUUAGUGUUUUUUGGUGUGUGUGUCUCUGUGUGUGUGUUGUGCGUGUCUCCGUCCGUUGUGGUGCGCACGCCGCGUGCACGAAUCGCACAAGUCGCACGGAUCAUCUGUGUCCGCGCCAGUACACCGAACACUCUAGAGAACGUCGGAGUGCGCCCCGUGUUCCUGCGACGCCAGCACCACAUAAACAGUUAAGAGGGAGGCACUGUGCGCCGCAGCCAGACGAAACACUGUGCCGUGGUGGUCGAGCGCGGACGGAACCCACUGUUGUCCGCUCGCCGCUGAUGAGCAUCUGAACUCGAGCGACGAGCAAAAUGGCCGCCGACUCGGGUAUGGAGACCUGUCCGUCGCCCGAAAUCGCCGACUCCAGGAAGCGCCCGCUGGACGGGGAGGCCGAGAACGGGGACACUAAGCGCUCCCAUUUCAGUUCAGAUGGAGGUUCGGAUGAGGGAAAUGAGGGACAUGAAGGCAAUGGUAUGGCAGGAGAUGUUACCUACCACUUCAAAGUAUUGGUGCCGAGUGUGGCGGCGGGAGCGAUCAUUGGUAAAGGCGGAGAAACGAUCGCACAACUCCAGAAGGAAACGGGAGCCAGGGUUAAGAUGUCCAAAUCACAUGACUUUUAUCCAGGUACAUCAGAACGUGUGUGUCUAAUCACCGGAUCAGUCGACGCAAUCAUGUCAGUUAUGGAAUUCAUUAUGGAGAAGAUCAAGGAAAAGCCAGAUCUGACAAAAUCCCUGGUCGAAGGUGACAACAAAAUGAUGCAGGAAAGGGACAAACAGGUGAAGAUCCUGGUGCCGAAUUCGACGGCGGGAAUGAUAAUCGGCAAGGCGGGUAACUACAUCAAACAAAUCAAGGAGACGAGCGGGUCCUAUGUACAGAUCUCCCAGAAGGCCAAGGAUGUCAGCCUUCAGGAACGAUGCAUCACUGUGAUCGGUGAAAAGGAACAGAACAAGCAAGCGUGUCUAAUGAUAAUAGGCAAGAUAGUGGAGGAUCCACAGAGUGGCACGUGUCUGAACGUGUCCUAUGCAGAUAUCAACGGUCCAGUGGCGAAUUUCAACCCGACAGGUUCGCCAUUCGCCCAACAAAAUUCGGGUGGUGCCUUCAACCAGUCAACGGCCAGCCUCAAUAGCGGUCUGGGCACUGUGUCGCAAGGCAUCAUGCUCAACGGCCUCAAUCUGAGUCUCAAUUUAAGCACGCCCGGUCAAAAUGUAGGCGGAGUGACGCCCCAACUCUUGGAUCACAUCAAGCUCCAACUGAGGCAGAGUGGUUUUUCGGAAACUCACAUCUUAGACAUAAGUUCAGCUUUGUCGGUUCUAGCUAAGUAUGGUAUAUUGGCUGUGGGAUUAGGACUAGGCGGCGCCCACGGUGGCGCAUUACCUAAUUACCUAAGCGUGAUGGAACAAGCCGGGGCGGCGAAUAAUUUCGGGCCCAUUGGACAAGUCACGCUGGGUGAGUAUCUAGCACGGUCAAAUUGGUGUUUCUCAGGUGCCAGCAGCCCCACACCUAGAGCACCCCUGGAUCGAUUCGAUGGACCAUUCGAUCCCUUCCGGCAUCAAUCGUCGUCCGCAGCCGCCGCUCCCAUAUCCAUAAACAACAACAGCUUCGGACUGGGCACCGGUCAACAAAUGGCGACCGUCCUGAGCAAGAGUCCCACUCCUGCCGAUGUGUCAGCACCGAAAGACUCCAAGAACGUGGAAAUAGCCGAAGUAAUCGUAGGGGCCAUCCUAGGUCCUGGCGGACGAUCGCUGGUGGAGAUUCAGCAAAUCAGCGGGGCGAACAUCCAGAUCUCUAAGAAGGGCAUAUUUGCGCCGGGCACGCGCAAUCGCAUCGUCACGAUAACAGGCAACCCACAUUCAAUUAACACUGCGCAAUAUCUGAUCGAGCAGCGCAUCUCCGAGGAGGAGAUGAAGCGCGCAAGGAACACGGGUCUCGGCGCGCUAGCCAUGCAGUGAUUUCCCUGACCCUGUCCCCCGCCGUACUUUGACGCCAACGACUGUUACUACGCCAAGGUACCGCUCGCCUAGAGUUGUUGAUGUUCGCGUCACAUUUUUGUGUCGCGAACGACGUUGUUGAUGGGAAUCUCGGUGGGCUUUUUCCUUUUUGUUUUUUCUUUUUUAGUCGGCUCAAGUUCUCGACGCGGAUAUGGUCCAUGGCGUGGGACGGUGAUGCAAAAUUUGUCGUUUUCCUAGUUUUAGUUUUUAUUGUGAAGAAAAACAAUCGGACGCAAGUUGUUAAGCAAGUCAGAAGUUCGGUCCGAGCAAAAUAUUUACUGUGAAAUUUUUUAGUCAAAUAUUGCCAAUUCCAUUUUGUUGAAGUGGUCGGAUCCGGCAACCCAUAAACACCGACCUACUUUUUGAAAGUUUAUUACAUUUUAUGUAUUUCUAUUAUUGUUACCAUUGUAUAUGUUAUUGUUUAUUUAUUGAAAGCUGCAUAGUGACCCUUGCAGUAUGAAAUUAUAUAUAUACACAUAAAUAUGUAUAUGUAUAUAGUAUACCUUUCUCAUAACUUGUGAUUUGUUUAUAUAUAGUAGUCUAUGAAAUCUAUUUUAGGUAAUACUGAAACAACUGAAAAAUGCAUUCUUGACUAUUAAAAUUGUUUUAAUUGCACAUAGAAUUGUGAAACUGUUAACAGGAGCUGUAUUUUAGGCCGGAAAUUCUUUAGAGUCGCUGGAACUUGAAAUAUCUCUUUUUUCAAUAGUCAAACGUCGAGCAAGUCUUUGGAAUUUCCCGGAAAAUGUUAAAAUUUUAUUCUAAAUUAUAAUACUUGUUAAAUUUUUAAUUGAAUUUUAAAAAUUAUAUUCUUGUUUUCAUAAACUUAUAUGAAACGAAAGCGGUGUGUCACAUGAUCCGCCCCCCCAAAAUUUGGAGGGGCUCAACAUUGACGUGGGAAACUAUAGGGAUCUGAUUUUAUAAAAGUUUUAUAUUAGAUAAAAUGUCUAAUUGAGAUUGUGAUUACUUCAUCUUUCAUCGUUAUCAACUCUUGUGGUCUCUAUCACAAAAUUCAUUUACCAAGAUUUGUAUAUAAUUUCAUUUAUUAAUUGGAAACAUUCAUCCAAACAUUUUUUAGCAAAUAAUUUUUAUAUUGUUUUGUGGUUUUUUUACUGGUUUAAAAUUUUGCUUUGGAUCUUUUUUAUAAUAAAUAGUACACUGUCGAAAAAUUUAAGGGACAUUGGUACUUACGCGUGUAUUUUUGACAGUGUAUUUUAGGUACUGUGAUUGGUAAUGUUCUUUUUCUGUGCCCACGUGGCCUCAUUUCCCAAAAAUGUGUACCUGCUAUAGAAUUCAGAUGAAAAUAUAUUAUAUACAGAAGAAAUAUAUAAAAUGUCCUAUAAAGUAUAUUAAAAAGAUCAUUGUUUGGCUGGCCAAAGAUUUAUUCAUACAACCAAUCUUGAUCAUUAACAAAUUAUCAGUACAUUCCUACAUGUUCUCAACUGUAGUCUAUAAUUUUAAAUACACUUGUUUUACUACUGCUAACAUGUUAAUAAUCAGGAGCUUGCAUGUAGGAAAUUUGGAAUACACUAUAUAACAAUUAAUAAAUAUAUUUCCUGUUGUUUAAAAUUAUGACAAGGUCGACAAAUUGUGAAAAGUAUUGUGAAAAGCAAUCAACAACAAUAUGUCUCGCUAUACUAGAUAUAAUUUUAAAUUCUGCUUAACGUUAUAGUCAAAUUACUAGAAAAGCCCCAUAAAUUUUAUUAAUAAAGUGUAUAAAUUUAAAAGUUCGUGAUAGAUAAUAAAUUAAAAUCAUCUAUUGCAAUUAAUGUAUAUAGCCAUAUCUCUUUUCCAAUAAAAAAUUAAAUAUUUAAACUUAUCGAGAGAUUGCCCUAAAUAAAUUAGUAAAUUAAUAAAACAUUUUAUUUUUUAAAUUCAAAUUAAGGAAAAAUAUCUAGAUUAAAUAAAAAUUCUGCUUCUCUAACUCCAAAGGUAAAAAGGUGGUGGUUAAUUAAUUACCGUUACUAAACUACGAGCUGCAUUUUGAUACAGGCGGUAUUCCAAAUAUUUUACAUUGAAUUUUCAUUCCCAUUGACACUUUAACUAUGACAUUACCACCAUUACCAAUCAUAAUAAAAUAAAUGGGAAGUCAUGCAUGAAACAAACUGUAUAUAGUCAUAGAUACUUUAGUCAUACAUUUAUAUUCACAUUUCUGAGCUGUUACUUCUUCUGAUAGAUCUAUAUUAUAUAUAAUAAAUUAUAUUAUACCUGAUAAAGUAUAUACAAACAUAAAUGUAACUCAGAUUAUAUUGUUGUUAAUCGCAUGUUGUUAAUAUUGUUAAUUGUUUGGGACAUUUUAUUCUGCGUUAUACAAAAAAAAAUAUAUUUAACAAAGCCGUUGACUAAUCGAAAUGACAUUGAAUUCAGUCAAUAGGACAAGUCACUUUCUAAGUAAACAUCCAAAACAUUUUAAACUCAACUUUUUAUUAAUAUAAUCAAAAUCGGACGGGAUUUUAUAUACAAAGUGACUGGUCUCCAAGCAGACGUUGAUCGUUCCACAAUUUGUGAAAUGGUCGUAACCUUGCCACCAUUUACAUUGCAUGUAGCUAGAAUACAAGAAAAUAUAUAUACAUAUAUAAAAAAGUCUAGAAUUCAUUAGUAUGUAACAAUGUAGAAGAGUAAUUUAAUGAUAGUUCUAUGCAGGUGUUAGGUAAGAAUGGAACAUGGUUUAGAACUGGCGUUCCUCCGUUUGCAAAAUAUUCGUCCAGUCGAGACAUGUUCGACUGUUCCAAUUGGAUCGCAUGCAUCGUAUAGACACGGGGUUUUUAGCUCCCUGCAUUUACCACCCGAGAAAGGAUUCCAUUUUGUUGUACCCAUUAAAUGUUUUCGUUUGCCCACGGUGUUCGGUUGGUUCUGGUUCAGUUCAGUUUCCAUCGUCUCUUCAUCGAGAAAGAACAUGCCGAAAAGCGACAAUCGCAACCAACAGAUCUAUAAAUAUAUACACAUAAGUUUCCUCCUAAUUCUACAGUGUUUACUUCGGACACUCAUUAAAUUCGAUGGUUGACGGCAUGGUUAAAAAUCUGCCGCCGUGCACAUAUUAUUCUAGUUGUCUAAGUGUAUGUGAUGCGCCAUAUAUUAAAUACUUAUAUAUCCCAUAGAAUUAGUCAGUCAUAUUAUACUUGUAUGUCUAUUCUAGACUUCGUCGUGUGUUGGGGUCGUUGGAAAUAAGUGGUAUGAAAACAUGGUUGUGUCACGCAACCUAAAACAGUGUUUAAAUGUCGAUUUUGGUUUUCUGGUUUAUUUUUUUUGUUAUGGUCAGGCGCAGGUUUUUCAUUGCGCGUUACCAGUUUUAGCCGCUUCAAAUUUCAAGAAACCCUAAACACAGCAAAGCUGAAUCGCUGAGCCAGUGUCAAAUCUUUUAAAACCCUAACAUCUGCGGAAAACUCAUAGUUUCUACCUCAAGUUUAUUUGCAACCGAGAUAAACUCCAAAUGUGUACAGACGUCGUACGUACGUGGUACAUACGUUUCGUUGUAGAUAAAAUUAAACUUAAACCACGCUUUGUAAUAGAGCUUAUUUUGAUAUUGUAUUUCCCUUAAACUAUACGGGUCAUUGUUAAACAAACUUGUAAAAACUGUACAGAUUUGAUGUUUGUCCUGUACCAUAAUUCCAUUUCCCUUGUACAUCAUCGGUCAGAAACUAUGGCUUAAACUGUAUAUACAACAUAAACUGUUGCUGUGAUAACACAUCUGUGCGGUAGCCGUUCAAAAGAGCAUUCAUUAAAAUUAAAGAGAAAAAUAAUCAGUAAAAACCAUUGUGCAAUAUUAUCAUUCGACGUCUCAUUAUUAUCUACAUAAUAUGUAGCGGUACGCUUGAUGGACCCAAACUGAACGGUUGCCUAGAAUUUAGCUAGACUAGUUUAUUAAUUAUUAUAGACAAUUUUCAGUCAUGUGGUUGGGUGAGGUACUUUGCUUGCCGUUUUUUCAUGUUUUAUUUGGAUCCGUACGUCCCGUCAUGGUUGUGUCACACACUGGGCGGGCGCAGCUAUCACCAAUUGAAUGCUCAAAGUUUAAAGCGUAAAGUUUUUGCAUUUUACAUUGAGGAAUGUGGGCCCCGACACUGAGUCAACAAAUCAAUGCAAUUACGAAGUGACCUUUACUGUCGUGUGUAAUAUUUUCUUAAUCGUUAGAUUUUAAAUUUAUAGAGGUUUAUGAAAUCAUUUUCUUUCAAAUGUGUGACGUAACCGUGGUGAGACUCGACGGGUACUCCUACUAUUUCCAGUCUUACACGUAAUCAGUGAAUUCGUCGGGAUGCGGCUGAAGAACGACAAUGAAAAUCUGGAGGGAACUGAUUAUGAUAUUUAUAUAUUUAUGGAAACAUAUAUGAGAAGUACCUUCCGGAUUUUUAUUUACUUCGGCCGAAUUCAGACUAUUUAUUCUAAUAAUACCUAUUAUUAUCGAGUUAUUUUUCCUAGUUAGUGUAAAUAUUUUAUUUUUGUAUAAAUAUUGGUUGAAUGUUUAUUUUUGAGUAUAAUUUGUCGAAGCAAAUAUUUUAUAUACAUAUAUUAUAUACUUUCCUGUUGCUUUAGUUUUUAGUGUCUAAUUAAUAUUAUAGAAUUUUAAGUUCUGGAAUUUGUAUGGGUUUCUCUCUUUCUAGCAAAACUCGGCCUAUUUAUCUCCUUACAAAGAACCAUACAGAUCCGCCAGAGCUUAAAGAUAAUUAGUCUUUUAUUAUUGAUUAUUCUGUAGCUGAUAAGUAAAAUCAGGGGGGCUAAAGGUACCUUAUUAUGUGACUGGGUUUUGAAUGUGGCCAUUCAUUGGCUUUGAUCAGUUACCAAAAUUAUGUGUUGAUCGUGUUGAAAAACUGCACUAUUUAACGCCCUUGUGAAGGGCAUACGAGCACCAUUAUGGAAGAUUUUACUUAAAUAUUUGGGUUUUAUUUUUAUUAAUUUUAGUUUCACUUGUAUAUAUAGGUAAAAAUGUAAUUGUCUUCAAACAUGUAACGGUUACAUUUUUGCAUAUGUAAGUCACUAAUUUGUUAUGUACAGUGAUAUAUUUUAAAAGUUGGUAAAACGGGUUAUAUCUAGUUUUCAAGUUGUUUUGUUUUUGAAACACUGCUGCAAACUAUGGUAUCCGCGAGUGCAGGAAUAUGAUAUGUUUGGUCCAACAGUUCUUGUACCAUUGUUUGUGGUUCCAAGGUUUUAAAUAAGUUAGUCACAGCAUUGUCAAACACACUAUAACUCAAUAAAAUCCAUAGUGCCAUA